This is a messenger RNA of Stereum hirsutum FP-91666 SS1, 423 nucleotides long. RefSeq lists its product as uncharacterized. The annotation marks the transcript as partial. The record is from RefSeq and is a predicted model, not a curated record. The transcript is spliced from 2 exons. Lineage: Eukaryota; Fungi; Basidiomycota; Agaricomycetes; Russulales; Stereaceae.
CCCGUUCCUCCUUCAGCCAAGACCGCCGGAUCGAGUCCUCCAUCAAAGGUCGCGCUGGUCGAACGCAUCAAACUGGACGAGGCGUUCGUCGAUUUCUGGAGCGAUGCGCUUUUGGACCCCAUAGCCAGCGAUUGGCCCAAAUUCGUCUUAUGCCAGUUGAAGCCCAUCCCUGCCUUACAAGAGCCCAAACCGGUGACGUGGCUCGUAAUUGAGCAGGCUUUCGUGAGGCCGCCUCCGCCGAGGUCACCUACGCCCACUGGUGGCCCUGCGCAUGAACGCUCGUCAUCUGAGGGAGCGGCUAGUGCCAAGAGUGGAAACGGACGUGCUACUUCACCGACGGCGAGGCCUUCGAUCAGAACGGAUGGAGGACGGGUCAGUUCGACGAUCUCUGCCACUAAGAAGCGGUUGUCGUUCUGGGCUACG